CCAGCUCCGCGGCCCGGCCCGGCCGGCUCCCUCCCUCCCUCCCCUGCAGCCCGCCGCCUGCCCUCCAGCCGGCCGUACCGGGCUCCAGGGGGGCCAGAGGCUCUGCGGGGUGGGGGGAGGACAGGAGGGGAGGAGGAGGGAGGGGGACCCCCGAGUCGCCCCCUCUCCUCCCCCCGCCCCCCGGCUCCAUCCUACGCCGCCGCCGCCCGAGCAGCUGCGGGGCCGCCGCCGCCGCCGCCGCCGCCUUUGCAGGCUGAGUCAUCACUAGAGAGUGGGAAGGGCAGCAGCAGCAGAGAAUCCAAACCCCAAAGCUGGUAUCACAAAGUACCAUUUCUGCAAGUUGGGGGCUCAGAGGGGAGCCAUCAUGAGCGAUGUUACCAUUGUGAAAGAAGGUUGGGUUCAGAAGAGGGAGUCCCCUUUGGUGGAAUCCACAGGCGGAGAGGAAGCACAGGAUUCAUAAGAUGGCGGGCGGGAGAAUAUAUAAAAAACUGGAGGCCAAGAUAUUUCCUUUUGAAGACAGAUGGCUCAUUCAUAGGAUAUAAAGAGAAACCCCAAGAUGUGGAUUUACCUUAUCCCCUCAACAACUUUUCAGUGGCAAAAUGCCAGUUAAUGAAAACAGAACGACCAAAGCCAAACACAUUUAUUAUCAGAUGUCUCCAGUGGACCACUGUUAUAGAGAGAACAUUUCAUGUAGAUACUCCAGAGGAAAGGGAAGAAUGGACAGAAGCUAUUCAGGCUGUAGCAGACAGACUUCAGAGGCAAGAAGAAGAGAGAAUGAAUUGUAGUCCAACUUCACAAAUUGAUAAUAUAGGGGAGGAAGAGAUGGAUGCUUCUACAACUCAUCAUAAAAGAAAGACAAUGAAUGAUUUUGACUAUUUGAAACUGCUAGGUAAAGGCACUUUUGGGAAAGUUAUUUUGGUUCGAGAGAAGGCAAGUGGGAAAUACUAUGCUAUGAAGAUUCUGAAGAAAGAAGUUAUUAUUGCCAAGGAUGAAGUGGCACACACUUUAACUGAAAGCAGAGUAUUAAAGAACACUAGACAUCCCUUUUUAACAUCCUUGAAAUACUCCUUCCAGACAAAAGACCGUUUGUGUUUUGUGAUGGAAUAUGUUAAUGGCGGAGAGCUGUUUUUCCAUUUGUCGAGAGAGCGGGUGUUCUCUGAGGACCGCACACGUUUCUAUGGUGCAGAAAUUGUCUCUGCCUUGGACUAUCUACAUUCCGGAAAGAUUGUGUACCGUGAUCUCAAGUUGGAGAAUUUGAUGCUGGAUAAAGAUGGCCACAUAAAAAUUACAGAUUUUGGACUUUGCAAAGAAGGGAUCACAGAUGCAGCCACCAUGAAGACGUUCUGUGGCACACCAGAGUAUCUGGCACCAGAGGUGUUAGAAGAUAAUGACUAUGGCCGAGCCGUGGAUUGGUGGGGCCUUGGGGUUGUUAUGUAUGAAAUGAUGUGUGGGCGGUUGCCCUUCUACAACCAGGAUCAUGAGAAACUUUUUGAACUAAUUCUAAUGGAAGACAUUAAAUUUCCUCGAACACUCUCUUCAGAUGCAAAAUCAUUGCUUUCAGGGCUCUUGAUAAAGGAUCCAAAUAAACGCCUUGGUGGAGGACCAGAUGAUGCAAAAGAAAUUAUGAGACACAGUUUCUUUUCUGGAGUAAACUGGCAAGAUGUAUAUGAUAAAAAGCUUGUACCUCCUUUUAAACCUCAAGUAACAUCAGAGACAGACACCAGAUAUUUUGAUGAAGAAUUUACAGCUCAGACUAUUACAAUAACACCACCAGAAAAAUAUGAUGAGGACGGCAUGGACUGCAUGGACAAUGAGAGACGGCCGCACUUCCCUCAGUUUUCCUACUCUGCAAGUGGCCGGGAAUAGGUCUCUUACUUCUGCUACUUCACCGUCAUCGUAGAGUUAUUACUGAAAAUGAUUCCUGGACAUCACACCAGUCCCAGCUCUUACAGAUAGCAGGAGCACCUUCAGACGCCCCAGACCAGUCCAAGGUCUUCACCCCUCGCCGCCUUUCACUCACAUGAGAACACACAUAUACGCAAACACUCUCGACUUUUUGUUUUUGCAUGAAAUUGUAUCUCAGUCUAAGGUCUCAUGCUGUUGCUGCUACUGUCUUACUAUUAUAGCAACUUUAAGAGGUAAUCUUACAGUCUCUGGAAGUCAUGAGCCCACCGUUCAUUUGUGCACCAACUGUCAUCUUCUGACCUUUUCAGCUUUUGUUUCUCCCUAACAGUGAAGGCUACAUGAGAUACACUGAUUCUAGGUACAUUUUUUAACUUUCUAGAAGAGAAAUCAAAAACUAAUUAGACUAAGAAGAUUUAGUUUAUAAUACAGAACAAGCAGUUGAAGUGUGGUCAUGUGCAUAUGCAAAAUCUUAAUAAAGCAGAUCAGAUCAGUGCAUAAAGUAGGUAUGUGUCACUGAGAUCUGGCUGGAAUUCAUUAGGAAGCAUUUGAGAGAAGGACUGAGCAACGGUUAAGACAGAGAUAUACAUAUAUAAACUUAAAUUCCUGUUGAAUACUGCAGAGGAAGCCUGCUGUUCCACGUGGACGUCCAGAUUCCAUGGGCAGUUGUUGGCAAAGGAACACUUUCUACCAAGGAAGGAGGCAUAUGCACAGCAGAGUCAAGGUCACUUAAAGGGUCUGUGAUACGAUUUGCACCAGAGAGUAUUCCCCCCCCCCCCCCCCCGUGCUUGGAAACCUUUUUCCUUUCUUCCUACUAUCACCUCUGAUGGCUGAAGAAUGUAGACAGGUGUAAUGAUCCUGCUUUUCACCAAAAUUUGUACACCAAGGUAAACAGGCGUUUACCUUACUUGUUUUAAUUUUUUUAUUUUCAGUUCUACGUGAAUUAGCUUUUUCUUGGAUGUUAAAACUUUGAAUGUCCUUUUAUGAUUUUGUUUAUAUUACAGUAGUAUUUAUUUUUUAGUGAUAAGAAUUGUAUGUCAUGUUAGCAAAUGCAGCUCCAACUUACAUAAAAUAGACUUACUGCAGUUUAUUUUGACCCAUGUGCAAGGAAUGUACACGCUGAUGAGAACCAUGCACUUUUUCUCCUAUAUAAACAAAUUUUGAUGAGGCUCUGAAAUUGUACAUAUAGGGUUAGAGUUUGGCUUUGGGAGAAGAGAUGCUGUCAUUUAACCCCUUGGUGCUAAAAAUGAGAAAUCCCCAACUCUCCAUGCCAAGGGGUUGAAACCAGUGAGUGUCGAUGUUUGCUCUUCUGAGAAUGGAAGUGUGCUGACGGCCUGGCAGUAUACUGCAAUGAAGAAAAUUGAGACCUGGAUGAUAAGCAAUGAACUUUACUUGGCAAAAUGAACACAUCUCGAGUAGUUAACGAAGUGGGCAGUUAAAGGAUAAGGACCUAGUGUGUUUAUUCUGAUCAUGGUACAUUUAUCACUGAAUUAAGCCAUCAGGGAAAAAACAAGACAAAAAAGAACACCUCCAACUUUUCUUUUUCUGUGUAUACUCAUGUCCUCAGAUUCCAACACUUCUCACUGAAAGGGGACAUGUAUGCAAACCUCAUCUUUCUCCUUCAUUAAUGAUGAUCUUCAGAUUAAACCCUUUGGUGCUAGGAGCUGACAUUUUCCAAAGCAGCCUAUGAAGUCCAGGGGGCGGGGGGCCCUUCCUGCGGCAAUCAGGAGGCUUCCCGACUCCAUGGAGCAAUCGUGGAGAUGUACUUAGUUAAACUAUCUGGCAGCUCCCAAAUGGAAGACUGCAGCAUGGUGUAGCGCUGUGACUGCGUUGUGUGAAAGAGCAAGUGACUUUCUGAGCAGGAUGAAUCAUACUCAUAUGCAGAUGUCUUAGCCUCUUGACGCUGGAAGUGUGGAUUUAUAGAUAUGAAACCACUGCUGGCGGUGGGUGGGCCACUGGGACUGACGGGGGGUUAAAGGGCAUUUUACUAAGGCAGCUAAGACAUAUUCAGACAUAGAUUUUAUCCUAAUUUUUCAUAUUUCUACCUGAGUGAAGUUCAUCCUUAAUAUUGAGUAGGAAGUUACAGUAAAUGGUAGUUCAUUCUUUCGUACACAUAUAGCUCAACUUUUUUUUUUUUUCACUUGGAAUUAUGUUGAAUGUUUCACUUUGACAAGAAAGUAGACUAGGUCUGUCCUGUAAGUUGUCUUGUAUCCAUUGUAUAAAAAGGAAACGCAAGAGAAAGAGAGGACAGCUGAGCUGGGCUGGUGUUCAGAGCAUUCAUUUCUUCAGAGGGAAAGUAUGACACCAUACACUAAGCACACUGAGAGUUUGGGCUUUUUUCCAAAUCUUAAGGUGAUUUCCAUGACCUUGGCCAAGGACACUUCCUAAAGAUUCAAGGUAGCGUUGACCAUGCCCCAGGCUGGCUGCUCUGCACAGCAGGCUCCCCCUCCCCAGCCAGUGCCCGGGGCUCAGUCCUCAGCCCUGUACCCACUCUGAGAUUCCGUGAGUGUCACACAAGGUGUUUUCUUGGCUUCAAUCUUGAGAAUUCCUUACUUUCACUCCCUGACCUCAGUCAGCUGGUGUAGAAAAACAGAAAUGUGUUUAGAUGAAGAUUCUGAAGCUUCCCUUGUGUCUGCCCUUAGCUGAAGUUUUGGAUUCUGGCAGAUGGAAAGGCCUGAACCGGGAGCUACUCUCUUUGAGUAGAGUUCCGGCUCUGCGGACUCCAUCCUGUACCGAGUCUGCCUCUUGCCAUGAUGCAGCCAUCUUGGAGGAAAUGGGCCGUUUCUGCUUGGAUUUUCAGCAGGGCUGCUCACAGCUUUGCUUUCCACACUAACUACAUAGCAUUAUUCCAGUGUUUUCCAUUUCCCAUACCUGAUUUCCGGCUUCUUAAAGCUGACUGUUCUUGCAGGGGCCACUUGCCUCUCUUCGAGUCCAGAGUAAGGGCCCCCCCACUAACUGCAGGGUCUCUAUAUCACACCUCAGUGUACACACUUUGCUGCUACUGUUUGUACUGUCCACAGUAGAAUUUCCUUACCUUGCUCCUGGUAGUGCAUUACAGGCAAGCAUGAAAUGUAAAGUAUUUAUUUAAAUAAAAAGAAAACCUCUAAAUUGGUAAUUGAAUUACCUCCCUGUAGCUUUAUAGUUUGUGACAUUUCUUGACCUUGCUAGUUCUUUCAUUAGAUCCGCGCAAGAUCUAGUCAUCUGGUUAAGGAUUUUAAGCAGACGCAACUAUGAACCCAAGAAACUGUAUUACUAUUACUGUUGGUCAUACUAAAACUGUUUAUUUCCUUACGUAUAUGACCCACAAGGAUGUGAAAUAACGACAAGAAACUGUUUUUGUACACUGUACAUCCUUAGUAUUUUUACACGUAUAUGAUAGGGAUGCACAUUAUUUUCCUUCGUACAGACAGCUUAAAUAAAGCACUAUGUCAAUCUG
Molecule: messenger RNA, 5338 nt
Organism: Camelus dromedarius (Arabian camel)
Lineage: Eukaryota; Metazoa; Chordata; Mammalia; Artiodactyla; Camelidae
Gene: AKT3
Product: AKT serine/threonine kinase 3
Exons: 15
Coding region: 610-1866 (418 amino acids)
Biological process (GO): protein phosphorylation
Cellular component (GO): cytoplasm; nucleus
Molecular function (GO): protein serine/threonine kinase activity; ATP binding
Source: RefSeq, a predicted model, not a curated record